Molecule: messenger RNA, 4631 nt
Organism: Ceratotherium simum simum (southern white rhinoceros)
Lineage: Eukaryota; Metazoa; Chordata; Mammalia; Perissodactyla; Rhinocerotidae
Source: RefSeq, a predicted model, not a curated record
CGCUGUUCCUCUUUUCUCAGCCCUGGCGUGGAUGCUCCCUUCACCUGGCCUUUGGAGACUCCGUUGCUUUUUAAUGGCGGCAGCAGCUGCUGGGUGAGCAGCCGGACUGGACGGUAUUCCUCCCGUCAGGAGAGGAUUGCUUUCUCCUGCUUUCUGUCACCACCCCUGGAUUGGUGGCGGUGCUUUUCCCUCUUGACUCCUCCACUCUUGGAGAGAGAAGAUGCCACUGCCUUUUGGAUUGAAACUAAAACGCACCCGGCGCUACACGGUGUCCAGCAAGAGCUGCUUGGUGGCCCGGAUCCAGCUGCUCAAUAACGAGUUUGUGGAGUUCACCCUGUCUGUGGAGAGCACUGGCCAGGAGAGCCUGGAGGCCGUGGCCCAAAGACUCGAGCUGCGGGAGAUCACUUACUUCAGCCUCUGGUACUACAACAAGCAAAAUCAGCGCCGAUGGGUAGAUUUGGAAAAACCUCUCAAGAAGCAGCUGGAUAAGUACGCGUUGGAGCCUACCGUCUAUUUUGGAGUGGUGUUUUACGUGCCUUCAGUUUCACAGCUGCAGCAGGAGAUUACCAGAUAUCAGUAUUAUCUGCAGCUGAAGAAAGAUAUCUUGGAAGGAAACAUUCCUUGUACAUUAGAACAAGCAAUUCAGCUAGCAGGAUUAGCUGUUCAAGCUGAUUUUGGUGACUUUGAUCAGUAUGAAUCCCAGGACUUUCUUCAGAAAUUUGCCUUGUUUCCUGUGGGGUGGUUACAAGAUGAAAAGGUAUUGGAAGAAGCAACCCAAAAAGUGGCCUUACUCCAUCAGAAAUACAGAGGGCUCACAGCUCCUGAUGCUGAAAUGCUGUACAUGCAGGAGGUGGAGAGAAUGGAUGGCUACGGAGAAGAGAGCUACCCUGCAAAGGAUAGCCAAGGCAGUGACAUAUCCAUUGGCGCAUGUCUUGAAGGUAUCUUUGUGAAACACAAGAAUGGAAGGCCUCCUGUGAUAUUUAGGUGGCAUGAUAUUGCUAACAUGUCCCACAAUAAGUCCUUUUUUGCAUUAGAGCUGGCAAAUAAAGAAGAGACCAUCCAGUUUCAAACUGAAGACAUGGAAACAGCAAAAUAUGUGUGGAGACUGUGUGUUGCGCGACACAAAUUUUACAGAUUAAAUCAAUGUAGCCUGCAAACCCAGACCGUCACAGUGAAUCCAAUUAGGAGGAGGUCUUCUUCAAGGAUGUCUCUGCCUAAACCCCAGCCCUAUGUGAUGCCUCCCCCACCCCAGCUGCAUUAUAACGGACAUUAUACAGAACCAUACACUUCUUCUCAAGAUAAUCUCUUUGUUACCAACCAGAACGGAUACUAUUGUCACUCUCAGACGAGUUUGGAUCGAGCCCAGAUUGACCUCAAUGGUCGGAUCCGUAACGGCAGUGUCUACAGUGCACACAGCACUAACUCCUUAAAUAACCCUCAGCCCUACAUGCAGCCCUCACCCAUGUCCUCUAACCCAAGUAUUACUGGGAGCGAUGUCAUGAGACCCGACUAUGUCCCAUCACAUCGGCACAGUGCCCUCAUACCCCCCUCCUACCGCCCGACCCCAGAUUAUGAGACUGUGAUGAAGCAGCUCAACAGAGGAAUGGUGCACGCAGAAAGGCAGAGCCACUCGCUGAGAAAUCUCAACAUUGGUAGCUCGUACGCCUAUAGCAGGCCAGAUGCUCUGGUCUACAGCCAACCUGAAAUUCGGGAGCAUGCCCAUUUUACCUCUCCCCAGUCAGCCCACUAUCCCUUCAAUUUGAAUUACAGUUUCCACAGCCAGUCUCCUUACCCCUACCCCGCAGAGAGGCGGCCUGUGGUGGGUGCCGUCAGUGUGCCUGAGCUGACCAACGUGCAGCUGCAGGCCCAGGAGUACCCAGCUCCCAACAUCAUGAAAACACAGGUGUACCGCCCACCCCCACCUUACCCAUACCCCAGGCCGGCCAACAGCACCCCAGACCUGUCCCGCCACCUCUACAUAAGCAGUAGCAACCCAGAUCUCAUUACCAGGCGAGUCCAUCACUCAGUCCAGACGUUCCAAGAGGACAGCUUGCCGGUGGCUCAUUCUCUCCAGGAGGUCAGCGAGCCGCUCACCUCGGCCCGGCAUGCUCACUUACAGAAGAGGAACAGCAUUGAGAUAGCUGGGCUGACUCACAGCUUUGAAGGCAUGAGGCUGAAGGAGAGGACCAUGUCUGCGUCGGCAGCGGAUGUGGCCCCGCGGGCUAUCUCAGCAGGCUCCCAGCCAAAUGUUUUCAUCGAAAGAACAAAACGAGAAGAGACGGACGAACAGGAAAGCCUGAGAUAUGGUCAUAAAAAAUCUCUUUCAGACGCUACCAUGCUCAUACACAGCAGUGAAGAGGAGGAAGAUUUUGAAGAGGAAAACAAAACACAGGCAGCACUCUCUCUGCUGGCACGGGAGCCCCGGGGCAGUUACUCGCAAGAACCGCAGCUGAGCUACGCCUGUGGUUCGGUCACUGCAGUCACCAGCCCUCUGCACAUUCUCGAGCCUAAAUCCCACGUCACAGAGACUGAGAAGAGGGUGAGGGACGGCAGCCCCGUUCACAUGCUCGUGGAGGCCCAGCGGCCCAGAAGAGAUGGGCUGCUGACGCCCUCCAUGUCCGAGUCCGACCUCACCACGUCGGGGAGAUACCGAGCACGGAGGGAUUCUCUGAAGAAGAGGCCCGUGUCAGAUCUCCUCUCUGGAAAGAAAAACAUUGUGGAAGGACUUCCGCCGCUAGGGGGAAUGAAAAAGAGCCGAGUAGAUGCAAAAAAAAUUGGUCCUCUCAAGUUGGCUGCCCUGAAUGGACUCUCCCUGUCUCGCUUGCCUCUGCCUGAUGAAGGAAAGGAAGUGCCCGCCAGAGCCACUAAUGAUGAGAGGUGUAAAAUUCUGGAACAGCGGUUAGAACAGGGAAUGGUAUUCACAGAAUAUGAAAGAAUUCUUAAAAAACGGCUAGUUGAUGGGGAGUGCUCAACAGCACGACUCCCUGAAAAUGCAGAAAGAAAUCGAUUCCAAGAUGUCCUUCCCUAUGACGAUGCCAGAGUGGAGUUGGUCCCAACGAAAGAAAACAAUACUGGUUACAUCAAUGCAUCACAUAUUAAGGUCUCUGUCAGUGGAAUUGAAUGGGAUUAUAUUGCCACACAGGGACCAUUACAGAAUACCUGUCAAGAUUUUUGGCAGAUGGUGUGGGAACAGGGAAUUGCAAUUAUAGCGAUGGUGACAGCAGAAGAGGAGGGUGGAAGGGAGAAGAGCUUUAGGUAUUGGCCACGACUUGGUUCCAGGCACAACACCGUCACCUAUGGAAGGUUUAAGAUCACAACCCGGUUCCGCACAGACUCUGGCUGCUAUGCCACCACAGGGUUGAAGAUGAAGCACCUUCUCACGGGGCAGGAGAGGACGGUUUGGCAUCUCCAGUACACAGAUUGGCCUGAGCAUGGCUGUCCAGAGGACCUCAAGGGAUUUUUAUCAUACCUUGAAGAGAUCCAGUCUGUUCGACGCCAUACAAAUAGUACAAGUGAACCAAAAAGCCCCAACCCUCCAUUGCUGGUCCACUGCAGUGCUGGAGUGGGGAGGACCGGGGUCGUCAUCUUGUCCGAGAUCAUGAUUGCCUGUCUGGAACACAACGAGGUGCUGGACAUCCCAAGGGUGCUGGACAUGCUGAGGCAGCAGAGAAUGAUGAUGGUGCAGACCCUCUGCCAGUACACGUUCGUAUACCGAGUUCUCAUUCAGUUCCUGAAAAGCUCAAGGCUCAUAUAAGCUCCCACAACUUCUUAUGGGGACCUGAUGAUGUGAAGCGUUUACAGCUAAAAAAAAGUGCUUGCCUAACUCAUACUUUCCCCUCAACACUCAAUCCACGCAGACACUACAUCGGGACGUGAAGGAUGGUAUGAAUGAUGGCGCACUGAAGGAAAUGUGCAAAGCUUAAGGCUGAAGAGGGGGAUUCUUAACCUGGGAAAGAUGCUGAAGAAGGACUUGCUUUCGAGCGUGUUGCCCUGCUCCGGUCUGUCUGAUUUGCAGUACUUGCACACGUGUUGGAGAUUGUAUUUUCUAGACAAUUCUCUAUUUUACUGAAGCUACACUGGGCAAUUUUGGCAAUCAUUAAAGUGCAUAGGUUUCUAUCUUAAACUAGUUUUUGAUAAUGGAAUUUUAUUUUAUGACUGAAAUAUUUGGGGUUUUCUUGUUGAGAAACUGAACUUUCCAUGGGGCUGACCCACAGAUAUGAGUAGUUCCUAUAUAACUUUGUAUUUAAAACCAUGUUAUUAUCUUUUGUUAUUUUUUAAAAACCUUGAGUAUUUAACAGUUUAGUUACCAAACCCAAAACUACAGAAGAAUCUAAAAGUGUUAUUUUGAAAGAUAGAAAGCAUUUUUAUAUUCAAAGAAUUUUUUAACCUAAAAAUUCUAUAUAUUUGUACCUUCUAUAUUUUCCAAACAAGAGUUCAACUCGUUAAGGACUGAAAUGAGUCAGUUAAUGUAAGGGAAAGUUGUGAAUGAAGGCACGUUAUUUAAAAUGUAAGAGAAUAAUCAGAUUCACUAUUUUUUUAGUAUUAUUCGUAAACCUAAAUGAGUUUGAUUUUAUUGGUUGAAAAUGAAGUGAAAAACAAUUGCAUAGGAUUUAAGCACUUUUUUGUUAAAA